Adineta ricciae is the source of this 7143-nucleotide messenger RNA. The record is from the annotation of a GenBank genome assembly. Lineage: Eukaryota; Metazoa; Rotifera; Eurotatoria; Adinetida; Adinetidae.
AUGUUCAAACUUGAAUCAUAUAUAACACCAUGGCUCCUAUCGUAUAUUGAUCAAUACGUAAAACUACGUCGAGAAGAUUUUCAAUUAUCUCUAUGGGGUGGUGAUGUUGUUUUUUACAAUCUUGAAUUACGUCUAGCAAAUAUUCAAAAACUAGUUCCAACCCUUCCAAUUGUCUUUCAAAGUGGAAUUAUUCAUGAGUUACGCAUUCAUAUUCCGUGGAUUCGAAUAAAUUCCGAACCCAUCGUUGUUACUAUCAAUCAAAUUGAACUUGUCAUUGUUUUAAAUAAAGAAUGCACAUCAACUAAUGAUUUUCCAUCGUCCACUUCGAAUGAAAUCAAUUCAGAUCAAGUACUUAUCCAACAGCAGCAACCAGCAACGCCGGAGCAAUCUAAUUACGUCCAAACGGUUCUUGCGCGUAUUCUCAACAAUGUUCAGAUUGUUGUUAAUAAUCUAGUGGUGAAAUUUAUCGAGCAUGAUAUCGUCAUAUCAUUGUCAUCACGAACAGCGCAAUGCUAUGCUGCUAAUCAAAAUUGGGCGAAGGCAUUCAUUGAAUUAACACAACAAGAUUUAUCAUUACGACGUUUGAUUUCUUUACCAGAUAUAACAUUAUGUUUAGAUAAACGUGAUUUGAAUGGUAAAGUUCAUCGAUAUGAAGUUCCUCUAUUAUCACGCUGUUCAUGUGAGUGCCGUAUCCAAAUGUCGUAUGCGAAUGUUUAUCAACAAUUGAAUACGAAACCAAUUCAAACACGGUUAAGUUUUUACUGCGCAAAUAUUGAAAUUUCGAUUGUUGAUAAUCAACUAUCGAUGUUAAUGCGUUUGAUAGAAAAUAUCAUGCUACUGAUUGAUCAACAAAUUAAUUCGAACGGCGAUAAACCAUUGAAAGAAUUCAAGAGAGUACCAUCGAAAGAACUCUCACCACCGCCGUCACCUGUGGCACUUCCACCUCCGUUACCCUCCUUACCUCCGUUAAUACCAGUUGAAGAGAAAACAGUAGAAUUAAAUCCUGCACAACCCGGUUGGAUUUCAUGGGCAUGGUCUUAUGUACCAUCAGUAACAACACUUUUCACAGAGGAGGAAGAUCCAUCCGUCGAUGGAAAUAAUUCAGAGGUUUUGCCUAAUGAACAACAACUAAAUAUAGAAGAAAAUAAACUAGCUCGCGUGGAAGAACAGAAUCCACUAUUGAUGAAUAAUAAUAAUAAUAACAACAAUACACCAACACCGAUCCUCUUCGCUGGAAUUGAUAUCGAUCGAAUUAGUUUACAAUACAAAAUGACAAAAUCCCUUGCCAAUAAGUCUUCUCAUGUACCAUUCCUUACCUUCAUUGUCGAAAAAGCCAAUAUUAUUGUCGAACGGUAUAAACCUACAAGUACAACUGCACUCGAUGGUCAAUCGGUAGUAUCGAGUGUUCGCAAAGUCAAAGUAUCAACAUCGAAAAUGUCUCUGAGUUGGGAUGAAUGCUUACGUUUAUCGCUAUCGGACGUUCAUUUUACAUUACACUAUGAUCGUCAUGUACGUAUGACGCGAUUUUCUUUGAUUGUCAAUGAUUUACAUGCACGUUUGAAUCACCAUUUACUUAUCUAUCCAUGUCAAGCAACGUUAAAACUCGACCAUCAUCAAACAUAUUCAUUGCUUCAUUUAGAAUUUUCCUCGUUGACUGGUAAACUCGAUUUCAAUAUUUUAGCAUAUUUAAUCACAGUUAUCAAUCAAAUCCGAACAAUCGUCGACGUGUCCAUAGCUUUAUUUCGACCUUUACAGAUCAACGAACAUGUCGAAGAUGACAUUAUAUCUGUUGAUGAUUUAAGAAAUGGUUCAAUGAAAUGUCUAUUUCAAUCCUCCAAUGAUUUGCCUAAUACAAAUGAAAUAUCAUUUACAACAACUAAUCAUCAUGCAUUAGCAUCAUGCAUGACAUGGAAAUAUCCCGAACGAAGAUCGAUUCUUAAAUGUCAUAUACUUCCAUUACCAUUUCACGAUGAUCUAACCGGAGUUGUCAUCCCACACCGAAUUAAAACAGUUGAAUGUCUAAUGCAAUAUUGGCAUUUUGGUACUAAACAAUUUGUUACAUGGCAAACAUUUGAAUUGACCGAUGGUCAACCUCUAUUUCUGGAUUUUAGUAAUGAUCUCGGACAAAAUCCUUAUUCGGAAAUGUGGCGUGUUGUUUUGGUGAAUGCUUCGUCGAUUAUAAACCAAGCUGAUUCCUUGGCUGCUUCAACACGCAUUGAUUCCCUACAGAGUCAACGGUAUGAACCAUCUCUUGAAAUGACUAUUAAAAUUGCUACAAUUCAUGUCAAUUUCAUGAUUGAUCCUCCGAAAAUAAAAUCUUCAUCCAAAUUUCAAUCGAUUCUUGGUCAAUGUCAACACGAUAUUUUAACAUUACAUUUAGACAAUAUUUCCUUUGACUAUAGUCAACGUCUCGAAACGAAAACAAUUAGUAUUGAAACGAUUCUUUCACUCGAAGCAUUAGAGUAUCGCUUUUUAACAAAACGUUCUUGUAUCGAACCAGCUCUGAUCAAUUUAAAUCUAUUCAUUGACGUAUCGAAGUCAAGUGUAUCAACAACAUUUCCCCAAGUAUUCGAUUUGAAUAACGGAAAGUAUAAUGAAUUGUUUCGUUCAGCUAAAACCUCAUUUGUUUGCCAAUUGCAUUUUGACAUCGAUCAUAUCAAUAUCCGAUUAAGUCAAUCGUUGUGUCAUUUGAUCAAUAUUCUUUAUCAGCAAUGGAUUCGAUCAGAUAUGAUCAAAGUUUUAGAUUUAAAUCAACAAACACAAGAAGCUUUAGCGUUGACAAAAACCGAUGAAUCAUUCUAUUACACGUACUAUCUGUUUACUAAUCAUUUGAAUUGUUCAAUUGGUUUGAAACAAUAUGAUACCAAUGAUAAAUUUCUCGUUCUUCCAUCUUCGCAAACAACAGAUUUCAUUUGGUCUAAAAUUCAUACGAACGAAAUGUUAAUUCAAUUCUCGCUCGAACACUUCUCAUCCGAUCCAUAUCGUUCAUCACCAAUCAAUAUUCAUCAUUCCGAUAACAAUCUGAAAUCUAUUGUUCAAUUCGAAAAUAGUCCACAUCUAUUCUAUUUACAAGUUCAAUACGAUCAACAUCAAAUUCGUCGUCAUCUACAUAUCUUUGGCAAACUAAUCUUCAAGAAUCUUUGUAACAUUGACAUAAACUUAAAACUCUACUUGAGUGUCGGUUCACGACAAGUCGAUAUUUCGAUUCUAGCCUACGAAACCUAUGCAAGUUGCUUACAAACUAGAGAAGAUAUCGAAUACAUCCAAUGGAAUUCUUCACAUAAAUAUAUCAUUGAUCAAUUGAAUCAAGAUGGAAUCAUUUCAACUAGUGAUCAAUCUUCCAUAUGGAUACAUCUAUUUGAUCAGGAUAAUUUUACUUGUAUCGUGUUUACACCGAUUGUUAUCUAUCGAUCGUUUUUAACACAAUCAGUUUUGUUACAUUUGAAUCAAGAGAAGCAAUUCGUACUAGAAUCAAAUGGCUUGUAUACAUAUUAUUACGAUGUCAUUCUGGACAAUAUCAAUCAAGUGUACGAACAUCGAUUGCAACAGAUCGACGCGGAACAAUUGACUGAAUGUAUAUUUCAGUUAAAUAAUCAAUCUUAUUUGUCAUUGGAUAGAAUCGAACAGACUCAUUCCGAUGAUGUUUCAUUACUUGAUUAUUUAUUAGAACUUCAAGCAUUGAGCUCGAAAUCGUAUUCAAUUCUUGAUCUUCUUCGACAAGAACAUUUGAAAGUUAAACCAGCAGAAGAUGGAAUUCCCGUGCCAUUGAUUGAACAAACGAAUGACAUUCUGAAUCCAACUAUCAGCGCUAAUGGACCCGUUGUAAUCGAACCUCAAGUAAACUAUCAUCCAAAGAAGACUCCACCUUUAAUCAAUCCAACCUUAAUGACUACGAAUUCCAUCGAUUGUCGUCUCGAAUCCCUUCGUCUUUAUUCCCAUUUAAACACCAUUUUAAUUCAAUUUAAACCUUCAACAUUGAUAAACAAUCUCACCCCAUUUAAUUUCCAUUUAUAUGCAAAUGCUGGCCAUAAUCAUGUAUAUAUUCAUUCGUCGGAAUUGACAUGUCUUUCAAAAUUCGAAUAUAGUCAAAUUCAAUUCGUUCUCAUCGAUCCGCAUGAUGGCGAACAUAUUCAAUGUCAGACAAUUGAUCUUUUCGUACGAAAUAUUCCGAUGAUUAAUCCAUCGACUUUGAUCAAUAAUCGUUUGUACACAAAUGGUUCGAUCGAUUUAUAUUUUAUUAAAUCUUCGAAUAACGAUUAUUUUAUUUGCCAUGUUCGACAUGAAUAUCUCGAUCAAACACAUAUUUUAACCAUCGAAUCGAAAUAUCAAGUUUGCAAUCGAACAAAUCAUCUGUUAUCUUGUUUGAUUUUGCCGAUUUCCAAGCAACAACUUGCAAUUGAUUAUCCGUACAAUUCAUUUCAAAUUAAAGCGAACGAAAACCUUCCGUUGUAUCGUUUCCAAGGUGUACCAUCGACAGAUAUUCAUUAUUAUGUUUUAUUUCAAUCGGACAACAAUGAUAAACAAUAUUUAUCAAAACCCAUCCGAAUAUUUCCGUUAGUUGAUGACAAUGGCAAUCGACAAUGUUGUUGUCUGUUUCACAAAGAUGAUCAAAUCAAACCGAAAUCAGCAGCAUUUCAAAGUUUGCGUGGUGAAUUAUUUUCCAUCCAUCAGUCAAUACGAACGCCAACCAGUCAAAUUGAACUAACCGUUCAUUCCAACCCAACUUGGGCAUUUCUUCAAGUGGUCAACUCUUGCGCAUGUCCAUUAUUAUGUCGACUAGAAAAUCUUUCUUCAAUGUCACAUAUCAUUCCGCCCUUUUCAUCUACUUUUAUCGGAAUCGAUUCAUCGGAAUCGACAACAGCGAAUUCGAAUGUGAAUACACUACAAAAUUUAGUGAAUGGUUCACGAUUUUAUCUCGCACAGUUUCUACCCAACGAACAGCCAAAUCAUAUUAUUCAAUUAAUGACAAAUUAUUUUCAACAAACAACUACAAAGAGUGUACCAUGGAGUCGACCGAUCAAGAUAGAUUCACAAUUCGAAGAUGUUUUCCUUCCAAUACCUGGUUUACAUGAUGUUCUAAUUCGUUCGCUACCAGUUUCGUUAUUCGCAAGUCGAACGUUGAUAAUCGAACCUGUCCAUCGUCAACGUUCAUCUAAAACGGCUCCAACACCGAAACCAACGAAAACCAAUUCAAUGGGCAAUGCUAGUUACCUCUCUCUACCAGGAACUACUGUCAUAUCGGAAACCAUUCCACGUCACUAUCGUUCAUCAAUGUCAGAACGAACAUUGGCGAUAAAUACUUCAAAUGCUACUAAUCAAUAUCUAAAAGCUUGGCAUCAACAAUACAAUCAAGCGAAUCAUCGACAAAUUCAAUUGAAUUUUGCUAUCAACAAAAUCUCGGUAUCAUUAAUGGAUGAGUUAAGUGACAUCUGUUUAUUUCGCGAGAUUCUUCGUUUAACAAUCGACAAAACGAAUCUGUUAUUUUAUCAACGUUUUAUUGAUACUGUGCCCUAUUUACAUCAACAGCAACUCUUCUGUGCGAUCCAUCAAUUACAAAUCGAUAAUCAGUGUUAUAGUCCAAAGGAUAACUAUGAUUUUCCCGUUGUGUUGAUGUCAAAGGACGAGAAACGCGUGUCGAAAACCAAAGCGAAUGUUUACGAACCCAAAGAACGCGCCGAAUCCCAUUCGUCAGUGAUUAAUCAUCAUCGACAAAAUUCGUCAUCGUCGAUUGAUACAACAGUCACAGAAGAUCCAUUUCCAGCAUUUGAUUCUUUAUCUCACAAUCAUAAAAUUUCACGACCAAUUGUUGUCGAUCAUAAUGAACCAAAGUUUCUUGCAGUACAUUUCCAUCGUAUCAACAACCGUUUUAUUAAAAUCGACUUUCAAAUUCAGCCAUUUGAUGUCUACAUCGAAGAUCAUUAUGUCUAUGCAUUACUAAAGAUCUUCAGUCAUCUUUUACCGCUCGAUUUAGCUACUCCCUUAUAUAUCAAAGAAAAUGAUCCAAGAGUUGAACUAAUCGAAAACAAACUCCUCCGAACACCAUUUGUUUGCGAAUCUUUAUACAUAGGACCAAUUGACAUUGUUAUCAGUGUACAUGCAUCGAUGAAAGUUUAUAUCGGUUGCCAUCAAUUACCUAUGUUUACAGAUAAAUUUCAAAAACAUACGAUUUAUUCGACAAACAAACAAUUAUUAACAUUGAUAACUAGACAUUAUCUUAUGUCUCUAUUAACACGAUCACCGCUUCUACUUGGUUCAUUCGAUUUACUAGGUAAUCCAUCUGUAUUCAUCCGUAAUAUAACCGAUGGUAUCUAUGAUCUCUUUCACUUACCUUACGUUGGAAUGAGACAAGGCCCAAGUGGAUUCAUGUUUGGUAUAUCUCAAGGUGCUACAAGUCUAUUGAAACAUUUUUCACUUGGUACAUUAACAUCGGUAACAACAUUCGCGAAUAGUGUGGCACGAAAUAUGGAUCGAUUAGCGAUGGAUUCCGAGCAUACAACGCGCAAUGAAGAAACUUGUCGACAAAUUCCAACGGGAAUGACCAGUGGCCUUCUACAAGGUCUUGAAUUAUUUAGUUUGAGUUUAUUAGGUGCUAUUGCCGGUCUAGCCGAACAACCCUUAGCGUCGUUUCGUAAUCGAGAUGAUUCUCAAGCUGCUACAACAACUGUCCUAUCCGGUGUUGGUAAAGGUCUUGUGGGAAUUGUUGCUAAACCAGUUGGUGGUGUUGCUCAACUAAUAUCACAAACAGGUCAAGGUAUUCUCUAUGGAACUGGUUUAAUGAAUAUUCCACAUCGACGACAUAGACAACUAGAGCAAGAUGCUCGUAUAAACACAACAAUUAGCUAUCUUAAACUUUCUCAUUCGUGUCAAAUAGCGCAAAAUCAAGAUGAUAUACUUGAUAUCUUAGAUUAUGUUCUCGAACAUCACAAUAUUGAACAUGGAAUCUUGAUAUUAACCAAGAAUCGACAUUUAAUUGUGUAUCAUAAAGACGAUGAACAUCAACAUGGAGAUUACCUACUGAAUGAUAUUGAAUUAAAUGAAUCGCCUGAUUCGUCGGGAUUGUUAGAAUUUAAUGAUCUUUCAUUCUAUGUUGAUUCACGUCUUCGUCAUCAAUUUCUUGCUCUAUACCGUCUUAUUCGUCAAUAA